GUGGCCAUUAAGAUUAUUGAUAAGACCCAACUGGAUGCUGUCAACCUGGAGAAAAUCUACAGGGAAGUUCAGAUCAUGAAGAUGCUGGACCACCCUCACAUCAUAAAGCUGUACCAGGUGAUGGAAACGAAGAACAUGCUGUACUUAGUCACAGAGUAUGCCAAGAAUGGCGAGAUUUUUGACUAUCUGGCAAAGCACGGCCGUCUCAGCGAGCUGGAGGCCAGAAGGAAGUUCUGGCAGAUCCUGUCUGCCGUCGAGUACUGUCACAACCGAAACAUCGUUCACAGAGACCUGAAGGCAGAAAAUUUGCUGUUAGAUGGCCACAUGAACAUCAAGAUUGCAGAUUUUGGAUUUGGAAACUUCUUCCAGCCUGGGGAGCCUCUGGCCACAUGGUGUGGCAGCCCGCCUUACGCUGCCCCAGAGGUUUUUGAAGGACAGCAGUAUGAGGGCCCGCAACUGGACAUCUGGAGUAUGGGGGUAGUGCUGUAUGUGCUGGUGUGUGGUGCAUUGCCCUUUGAUGGGCCCACUCUUCCUGUGCUCCGACAGAGAGUCCUGGAAGGAAGGUUUCGCAUCCCUUACUUCAUGACUGAAGACUGUGAGCACCUGAUCCGCAGGAUGUUGGUACUGGACCCGUCCAAACGUUUGUCUUUGACCCAGAUUAAGGAGCACAAGUGGAUGGCUCUGGACGUUCCUGUGCAGAGGCCUGUUCUGUACCAAAAGUCGCUGUCUGCUGAGGGUGAGGCAGGUGUGGGAGAAUACAGUGAACAGGUCCUUCGCCUCAUGCACAGCCUCGGCAUUGAUCAGCACAAGACUAUAGAGUCGCUCCAGAACAAAAGCUACAACCACUUUGCUGCUAUAUACUAUCUGCUGGUGGAGCGUCUCAAGGCGCAUCGCUGCAGCUUCCCUGUGGAACAGCGGCUCGACGCCCGCCAGCGACGGCCCAGCACCAUCGCUGAACAGACGGUCAUCAAGUCGACCAGCGGUUCAGCCCAGGUGGGUUUGCUUCCGCAGGGCGUUCGUAUGCUGCGCUCCCCUGCUGUUCCCCAAACCUCCUCCGACGCUUGCACUUUCCCACAGUCUGCAUCCCUGCUUGAGCAGAUUUUCAUGGUGGAGGACAUCAACACGCCCAAAGUGAACGGCUGCCUGCUGGACCCCCUACCUCCCACCACUGUCCUCCGCAAGUCCUCCACCUCGUCGCCUAGCAACAUGAUGGAGACAUCGAUCGACGAGGGUAUUGAGACCGAGGAACCCGACACAGAGGAUGAUCCGGCCCACCUGCUCUCAGCCUAUCAGACAGCUCGAUUUGGACAACGACGGCACACCUUGUCUGAAGUCAUGAAUCAGCCGGGCCCCUCAAACCAAGGUAAAUUCUUCGCCCUCGGCCACAACCCAUCCUCCAGUAGCAUGAACUCAGACAUGGGCUACGAUAUGGGGUCCGUGCAAAGUGACCUGGGUCUGCUGGAGGAUUCUCUCUCCUCCUUCAGCGAAGCGAUGCCAGCCAGCAGCUCCACUCCUGGCGUCACCCCUGCGCCCUURUUGAUGGCGAGGCCUGCCAACCCAGCGAUGGCUGUCCUGACUUCGCAGCACAGGGAGACGCACAACCGCUCCCCCAUCAGCUUCAGAGAAGGACGGCGUGCCUCUGACACCUCCCUCACACAAGGUUUGGUGGCGUUUCGGCAGCACCUCCAAAACUUGGCAAGGACCAAAGGCAUCUUGGAUCUAAACAAAGUCCAGAUGCUGGUAGAGCAGAUGGGCUCUGGGGAAGGGGCCACCGGGGGCCCUGUGGGACCACAGCACCACUUGCACAACCUGCUGGAGGGUGAGGCUUGCAAGCAGCAGGAGGGCCUAGCUUUAUACCAAGGUGAGCCCCAGCCGCCUCUCCUGUCCCGCAGACAGAGUUUGGAAACACAGUACCUCACUCACAGACUACAGGCCAACAUCUUGGCUAACAGUCCUGCUAGCUGUCAGCUUUUCUGUAAGGAGACUCCUCGAAGUUUAGAGCAGCAGCUGCAGGAACACAGGCUGAACCAGAAGAGGAUGUUCCUGCAGCAGCAGUCUCAGGGCAUGGGUCUGCAGGCUUACUUCAACCAGAUGCAGAUAGCUGAAGGCUCCUACCCACCAGGCAGUCCUGCUUCGGACCUGACGGUGCCCCCGAGUCCCCCCCAGGGCCCCUCCAUGUCUGCCAGCAGCCAGCCUCAGCCCCAGCAGCAGGGCAGUUCUCAGGCCUCCCCUCCCUUCAACCUGAGUCCCCUGCUGGAGCCCGGUGGGGGGGUGCUUUACGAUCCCUACAUGAGCCAUCACCACUACACCCAGCAUCUGCCCCACGGAGCUCCCCUCCACCCCCAGCUGCACCACCAACAGCCUCCCGAGGCCUCCAGCAGCGGCCUGAGCUUCAACUACCCCACGGGCUGUGAGCAGCAGCCCCUCGGACCUGAAACUCUGCUACCAGACCCGUACGAGUUCUCCCUGAACCCUGGUCUGAUGCCUCCACUUGGCCCAGGAGAGGCCGUUCCUGGAGUUCUGGCUGCCGCGGGGCCGUCGGACAGCCUGGGCAUGCCUGAGCUGCAGGGUUCUCUCCUGGACAGUGAGAUGAUGGAGACGGUGGACUCGCAGCAUGGCUUUGUACUGGUCAACUGAAGCAGGCUGAGCUGAGUGUUAAGUAGCAGGAACCUACACGACACGGAGAGCGGCGAGAACGGAGAUAUAAGUGGAGGUCACACGUAGCAGCAGGGAAGGAAGUGUUGACUUUGGUACAACUGAAACAAACUUCAUGUCUUGGUUGUGAUGAACCUCAACUUUUCUACCAAAAUCCUCCCUGAACCUACCUCCCUUUCUCCUUCUCCUCCUCUGCUCUGCCCUGCGGGGCAGCAGUGGGCCCCCCGGCGUGUGGCGGGGUGCGACCUUGGCCGUGCCGAUUCGGCCGAACGGCUUUCGUCUGUGAGACUGCGUCGUGCGGUGCGGGGGGGGAGCGUGAGUGCGGGACGCUGCACAUCCUUGAGGCUGCUGGGGUGCGGCGCCUCAUCUAGAAAUAUUCUGAAAGUGAACUCAUUUAGAACUUAAUGAAUUGCAACCAAAAGCACAACAGCUGACAGUGCUUUUUGUGUUUCAAAUAGGACACGACAACAAGACUGGUUCACGAACUUCUGUCGAUUUUUCUUUUUCUUUUAAGUUAGAAACCAGCUGAGCAAGAGAAGAUAGCCCUCAUUUAUCACGGUAGUAUGAUUAUCACCACAAAUUAAAGUGUUAAAGUGGGGUUUUUUGUGUAUAGUUAGUAAAGCACUAUAAUGCACAGACCAUCAGGGUGGUCGUGCAUCAGUUACAACACUAUUGCUUUAAAAAACAAAAGGUAACUUUUGUAUUUGCCGCCUCAGAUACCCUAAGUAACGCUACAUUUGUGCUGUCAGCUGAUAAAGUUAGAAUGUAGAUUCAGUUUAUGUGAUUUCCUUUUUGUUUUUUGUUUGUUUCAUAUUGUAACUACUGAUCAUGAGUUAGUUUGUACACUACUGAUUGCACAGUUUCAGUACACUCGAUACGAUGAA
This is a messenger RNA of Austrofundulus limnaeus, 3539 nucleotides long. It is a transcript of the gene sik2b, whose product is annotated as salt-inducible kinase 2b. Gene Ontology annotation, cellular component: cytoplasm. Gene Ontology annotation, molecular function: ATP binding; tau-protein kinase activity. Gene Ontology annotation, biological process: protein phosphorylation; microtubule cytoskeleton organization; intracellular signal transduction. The record is from RefSeq and is a predicted model, not a curated record. NCBI's taxonomy places the organism in Eukaryota, Metazoa, Chordata, Actinopteri, Cyprinodontiformes, Rivulidae.